AUGUGUGACGGGUCAAAUGAAACUUGCCUGAAACCAGCUUUAUCAGCUGAUAAUUCAAAAUAUUGUAAUAUACGGCCGUGUUGUUCAAGACAAGAUCCAUGUCGUUGCGUACAGUCUUGCUGCUAUAAACAACCGCCACGCGUACAAAGUUUUAAACCAAUAAGCAAUUACAGUAGACCUACAGAAAAAAUGGAAUGUUGUACAAUAUACAAUAGAUCAUAUUUUCCAAUUAGGGAUGAUAUUUGCCGCGCAAAACCUAUUUAUCCAUCAAAUAAUUUAUGCUCAUCAAGUGGUCUUCACGACAUGAAUACAAUACAAAAAAUGUCAUACCAAACUUAUUCUAAUAUACCCCGUGCACAGCCAAUUUUACCAGCGCCGAAUUCUUUAUCAAUUCGAGAAGGACCACAAUUUAUGAUAACAACACAGAAACAUGAUUAUGUAGCUAAAUCAGUACCAAAAGCUCAACCAAUAUUACCAUGCCAUAAUAUUAAUAGAACAUGUGCUGCACCUUUAGAAAAAUUAACAAUAAACAAAUUAUCAUUUAUGCCAAUAGAUAUAAAUAAGUUCCCUAGACCUAAACCAAUUAUACCCAUAUCAAAUUGUAAACGACCUGCAGGCCCAAUAGAAAAUAUGACAAUACAAAAAUUAAGUUACAUGCCAGUUUCGAUACCACAAAAACAAGAUUUACCAUGGAAAAAUCCUCCACGUAUCGUACCACCAUCAUAUCCAUAUAAUCAAGGUACAACAUAUAGCCUUAGUUAUAUGCCAAAUUGUAAUAUUAAAAAACCGCAACCAUGUUUACCAAAUGAAUGUGCUCAAUUAUUCGGAACUGAAAUACCAAAACCUUGCACAGUUUAUAAUUUAAGUUUUAUGAAUAAUAAAUCAACGAGAACUCAAGCUAUAAAACCUGUAUCCAACUUGGUAACACCACAAGGACCUUUUGAAAGUUGUACUGUUUAUAAGUUAUCUUAUUUACCAAAUGGUUCCAAGCGAACUUUACCAAUUUUACCAAUAAAUAAUCAAAUCAAGAGUAAUGAAUUAAUGUCAAAAAUAACAACACAGAAGCAUGAUUUCACGGCUAAACCAUAUAGCAAGCCAUCUCCCAUUAUCAAGAGUCAAAACAUUCCCCGUUUGGCUGGUAAAACCGAACAGUAUACCAUCAAUCGUUUAUCAUAUAUGCCAUUUGAUGUUUCGAAAUUUCACCGGCCUAAACCUUUGAAACCAGUAGAAAAUCCCAAAUGCCUACCACCACUUUCAAUGCUUACGACAUAUAAACUAUCUUAUAUGCCACAACAAAUUACCACGAAAGAAACAUUUCCUUGGCAAGAAAAACCAAAGUAUAAUAAACCUACUUUGCCAUUAGAGUGUCUUACUAUACAAAAACUUAGUUACUUGCCUCCAGGGAGUUUUAAUGGCAAUUGCAGUUGUUCUUGUGAGCUUAAAAAUGCAACCCCAAAUUUUGCAAGAGCAGAAAUAUGUUAA
This is a messenger RNA of Condylostylus longicornis, 1482 nucleotides long. RefSeq lists its product as uncharacterized. The transcript is spliced from 6 exons. Gene Ontology annotation, molecular function: microtubule binding. NCBI's taxonomy places the organism in Eukaryota, Metazoa, Arthropoda, Insecta, Diptera, Dolichopodidae. The record is from RefSeq and is a predicted model, not a curated record. Gene Ontology annotation, cellular component: centriole; axonemal microtubule; cytoskeleton. Bases 1 to 1482 code for a protein of 493 amino acids. Gene Ontology annotation, biological process: microtubule anchoring.